This is a messenger RNA of Glossina fuscipes, 676 nucleotides long. It is a transcript of the gene Lamtor3, whose product is annotated as ragulator complex protein LAMTOR3 homolog. The coding region runs from base 8 to 373 and encodes 121 amino acids. The record is from RefSeq and is a predicted model, not a curated record. The transcript has 3 exons. Gene Ontology annotation, cellular component: Ragulator complex. NCBI's taxonomy places the organism in Eukaryota, Metazoa, Arthropoda, Insecta, Diptera, Glossinidae. Gene Ontology annotation, biological process: positive regulation of TOR signaling; cellular response to amino acid stimulus.
GUUGAACAUGCCGGAAAAGUAUUUUAAUGGUCUUUUAAACAAAGUAAAUGGACUACAUCUGAUUAUAAUCACUGAUCGUGACGGAGCACCUUUAAUGCAAUUCAGUCAUGAUAAAAACGUUAAUUUUGCCUUAACUCCCUCCUUUAUACAAACAUUCACCACAGCAAGUGAUCAGGCCGGAAAACUGGGUUUAGGUCGCAAUAAAACUAUUAUAUCCAUGUAUUCAAAUUAUCAGGUAGUUCAAAUGAAUAAAUUGCCUUUGAUAUUAACCUUUGUCGGUGCUGAAAAUUGCAAUACUGGCCAUAUUCUAGCUCUGGACCAUCAGUUAGAUGCUCAUUUAGAGGAUAUGAAACUGGCUGUAACAGAAGCCUGAAAUAUAUUUUCUUCUUCUAUUGUUUCAAUUUAGUUUUCUUGCAUUUUAUUUUUUAUUUCCAUAAUCUAUGUUUAGUAAGUGAUGCGAGACAAAGAUAUGCAGAAAAAAAAAAACGAACAAUAAAAGAGUAAUAAUGGAAUCGGAAAGAGAAAUCAACAAUACAAUAGAAAAAAAAAACAAAAAGUCAAUAAUAGCAUACAAAAUGUAUCAAGUCUUACAAAUUACAACACUCUUUACGAAGGAAUGACUUUACUUAAAUUCUGUUUUUCAGUAAAAAAAAAAAAAUAUUUUUGAGCUUAACAA